GCUGCGACCACUUCGGCGGCGGCGGGCGUGAAAAGCGCCUCCUUCCCUUCCUCGCUGCUUCGGCUCGGCCCGGGAGCCCUCAUGGCUUCCCGCGGUGAGGAAGAGACGGUGUUGUUCAGACGCGGGGCCGGGCAGAGUGAUGAUUCUGAUAUAUGGGAUGAUACUGCCCUGAUAAAGGCUUAUGAUAAAGCAGUUGCAUCUUUCAAGAAUGCUUUGAAGAAUGGAGACUGUUCAGAGCCUUUGGAUAAAAAUGAGCAAAAUGCUGGGACAAAAAGAAAAAACAACAAAAAGAAUAAGAGCAGGAAGAAGAGUAAUGCUGCACCACAGAAACAGUGGAGAGUGAAUGAUGCAUGUAGUGCAGUUUGGUCUGAAGAUGGCAAUGUGUACCAAGCAACUAUUACCUCAAUUAACUGGAAGAAAGGGACUUGUAUAGUUGUUUAUACUGGAUAUGGAAAUAAGGAAGAGCAAUAUCUGUCUGAUCUGCUACCACCAGUGGAUGCUGAAGGAACAACUGACGAGAGAAGUGCUGCAGAGAAUGAAUAUGAGACUCAGUAUUCAACAGAUGAAAGUGAUCUCUCCUUCCAGUCGCCUGGAAGCAAACACAAUCAUCCAAAAUCAGCACAGUGGAACUCUCACUUUCCUCCACCACUACCACCUAUACCUGGCCUGGGAAGGGCUGGAUCGAAAUUCAGUGGACCCCCGCCUUUCUUAUCUGGCUGGCCUCCACCCUUUCCAUCAGGACCACCGUUGAUUCCACCACCACCACCUUUAAGCCCAGACUCUGAUGAUGACGAAGCAUUGGGAAGUAUGCUAAUAGCCUGGUAUAUGAGUGGCUAUCACACUGGCUAUUAUCUGGGUCUAAAGCAGAGUCGAAUGGAAACUGCCUUGGGGAGGCACACCCACUCUAAGUAGCUAUAAUAAUCUUGGAUGGAACAUGAACUUAGCAUUGGCAACAAUUCUGAAACAAUUCAUGGCCUAUACGAUCUUCUUAAAACUAGAUUUUAAAACAUCUCUCCCACGGAGAGGGACACUCCACCUGUACAAUGAUUAGCAAAAAAUGAAGCUUUCACUGGUACCAAGAUGACUGACUGGAUAACCCACCCCACCCCCAAGAGUGGUGUAUCACUUAUGCACUGGCCAGCAAUGAUAUUUUGACUACUAGCAAGAUUACUGACUGGAUAACAUUGCUUUUAUCAUCGAUUGUCUGUAUCUUGUAAGUCUAGAACAGGCACCUAAUUACUGACUGAAUUAUCAACUUCAUGUGAAUGAUCUAGGGUUUCAAUGACUAAGUCAGUCCUCCAAGUUGUAAAAUAUUUUUGCUUCUAAACUCUGCAAUGUUAAUAUGCUGACCGUUGCAUUUUGACAAAGUGAAGCUGAUUUUAUGGAUCUUAACCAUACUUUUGAGAUUCCAUAGAUACUAUAAUUUCAUAUAACUCUCUUGUAGAUAAGGAAUUAAAUAUUUCUUCCAGGUGCCUCUUACAGCACUGGUGUACAUAACUUUCUAGUUACGGAAGACAGUUAGUGAUCUGAACCACCACUAAACAGGUGUUUGGGGUUUCCAGCUUUCCAAAUAGGGUUAGAACAAAUCCCUAUGCCAGUGAAAAGGAAAAUAUUACUUUGUCACUCAACUUGUUUCAAAUGGUGGUCAAUAAAAUAAUUUUUUCCAA
Molecule: messenger RNA, 1667 nt
Organism: Hemicordylus capensis (graceful crag lizard)
Lineage: Eukaryota; Metazoa; Chordata; Lepidosauria; Squamata; Cordylidae
Product: survival of motor neuron protein-like
Exons: 9
Coding region: 82-912 (276 amino acids)
Biological process (GO): mRNA processing
Cellular component (GO): cytoplasm; nucleus
Molecular function (GO): RNA binding
Source: RefSeq, a predicted model, not a curated record